This is a messenger RNA of Echinococcus granulosus, 660 nucleotides long. RefSeq lists its product as hypothetical. The record is from RefSeq and is a predicted model, not a curated record. The coding region runs from base 1 to 660 and encodes 219 amino acids. The transcript has 5 exons. NCBI's taxonomy places the organism in Eukaryota, Metazoa, Platyhelminthes, Cestoda, Cyclophyllidea, Taeniidae.
AUGAAGUUGAAGUGCAUGGAAAGAAAGCGUGGGCAGCCAAAAAACCAAGUCUGCCUCCACAAAAGGAAUAAAAUUAACACAAUGAAGUUGAAGUGCAUGGAAAGAAAGCGUGGGCAGCCAAAAAACCAAGUCUGCCUCCACAAAAGACCAUCAGCAAUUUCUACCUUCCUGGCUGGGUAUUAUCCACAUAUAUUGUUUCACAAUGUCUUCGAAGCAGACCCUGACGCUACUUUUCUGCAUAAAUACUCGCAUUUCACACUUCACUUUCCACUUCGCUGCACAAACAGUUUAUCUUAUUACAAGGUGUACAGGAGUAAAAUGAUGUGGUUUCUAGUGUCAGGAAGAUAUUUAUUUAAUACCUAUAAAAGUGAGAUUCCUGCACUCACCUGCUUAAAAUCAAGGGAGGAGAUCGGUUGUAGACUGGUAGCAGCAGAAGCAGGUGAAGCUGUAGUGUGUAUCAUAUUUCAAGCAAAAGCACUAAGCACAAUUGCAAAAAACCACCACAGAAUAAAAGCAUGUGUCAGGAAUGAGAAUUGUGUCAAUCAUUGUUCUACUGCUGCUUCUCUUAACAAUAGUGAGAUUAAAGAGACGAAGGAAAUGCCUGAGGAUAACGAAAGAGGAUGCAUCAAUGGUGAAGUAUGUCGAAAUGGAAAAUAUUGA